UACAGCAGAAGAGAGGAAGGAGUACGUCAGAGAGGCAGAAUGGCGGAGGAAGGCUGAGAGUUGGGAGAGCAAAAAAUAAACAGUCUCCUGAACUACGGAUCAGCGAACGCUACAUUUGUAAUCUGAAAAGAAAUGGCCACCAACAGCUCGAAUGAAGCACAGGACUCUAGAGGAGGCAGUGGGAUCCGUGACGGGGAUGCAUCUGUGGAGAGUUAUGAUGUUCUGAGGCAUUUGUUGCCAGUCUCGGCUACAGUCACAUCCAGCCAAGAUGGCGAACAAGCUGGAUGUGAAGGACAGAAACUAUUGGGGGAGCAAGAGACUGCCGAGCGGCGCAGGAGCGGGAUGUCGGAGCUGAAGCACACUAGUUCCCCUUCGGCGUGUCAGAGAGCUUCAGAAGAGCAGCCACGGCGAAACUUUCAGAUUCCCAGGAAGAACAAAGAGAGGAAAGCUCUGUUUCAGUCUGUGCCUUUGGAGUCUCGGGAGUUUGAAGAUAUCCUGAAGAUCAUCACCUCUUGCUAUCUGGAAUCCUCUUCGGCAGGCGCCUUUUCAUACACCAAGGCCAGCCUGGUGCACAGCGAGCUGCUGGAAAAGGAGUUUGUUGAGAAGAGAAGGGAAAUGAAACAGGAAGGCAGGACAGACAAGGAGCUGGUGGAAUCCUAUGGUUUUCUGCUGGCAGACCGCUCAAAGCUCAACUUGAUCUGUGAAAAGGGGCUGUCAGUUGGGCACUCCAGGAUAACGACGCUUGCAAAGCCUUCGAUGGGCAUCUACCUGUCCAAGCACUCUGAUUUACUGCAGAUAAAUCCCUUUGAUGUUGGGGCCACUGGUGAUCUCAUUAUAUUUAAGGUUAUGAAGGGGAGAGUCAAGAGCAUAUAUGAAAACAUGUCUAAGAACGUGCUGGACCCCACGCCCAAGUUUGACUGCCAUGUGUCCAAGAAUGCCUCACGCGUGACCUCCCUGUUCUCUUACAGAGCGUUUGAGCUGACACAGCAAUACUUCUACGAGUACAGCUUUGAUGAAAUCCGCAAGCGGCCCAGGCAUGUCUGUCCCUAUGCUGUCGUGUCUUUUGUCUACAAAGAUAAGGAGGCAGCACCCAACCCAAAACCUAUGGCUCCUCUCAGAUCAAACAGCAACAGCUCCGAUGGAGGCAGAGACAAAAUGGCCUACACGGUGUGGAAUGGGCAACUGCUAAACCGCGGAAGACUGCUGUGUCAUGUCUGCCUGAAGUCUGCAACCCGGCCUUUCCUUCCCUUCAAACUACCAGAAAAACUUGACAUUGGUACAGUGAUGAGCCUGGAUCAGAUGAAACGAAAAGUCCCAGCUGCUCUUCUCUACAGGGACACGUAUACUGGAGUCCGGGAAGUGCAGAAGAAUGGCAUGUACUGUAGUCUGUUUGACAUGGUAGAGAAAAAUAAGACUGGGAACAGCUUAGCAAGCCUGCUUCACAAGCUCGAGAAGGAGAAAAUGGUGCUAGUGAAUCCCUUGUGUGACAAAGGCUUUUUAUUCUUGUUGUCCUCCUCUCAGAUGACCGUUCCCAAUGAAACGAAAGGAUGGCGAGUGAAGUGCCUCCAGGCACUCUUUCUGUUUCAGGAGUCUCGUAGUGUACUAAACUGCGCAGCCCCCAAAAAACAACCUUCUUAUCUGGACCCUCUCGCGAUGGAUAUGCAAAAGCCGGUCGUGCCACACUUGGACACCUUCAUCCCGGCACUCCACUUCGGCCUGAUGAAGAUGCGAGCCAACCCCACCGCCGCGCUGAGCCCCGGGGUGGAGCGCCACGCCCGGGACUACCUGCGCGGCCAGGCCGAGGGCCAGAGCAAGAUCCGCACCUUCGUCAUGUUCGAGUACGAGCAGAAGCUGGACGACCGCCGCUUCCUCUUCUCAGCGCCCAAGAAGAAGAACAACAUCGAGAGCUUCCUCCGCAACUACCUCUACAGCCCCGGCGCCUACCAGCUGGCCGUGGCCCGGGUGCAGGAAAUGGUGGAGGCCUACCGCCGGCCGCAGGAGUACAGCCCCGUGUCGGACUGGGAGGGCUCGGACAGCCAGAACGAGGUCGCCCACUCGGGCUCCCAGGCCAACGGCCCCCAGGUCACGGCUGACUAUGACCAGGGGAAGCUGGAAGAGCUCCUCCACCUCAUCCAGAUGCGCAAAAAGCACCUGGGCGAGGGAGGGAAGCUCGAGGGGGAGGAGCAGGAGCACGAGGAUGGGAGCUGGCACGAGGCCCGAGGGCUCAAGAGGAAAACGGAGGAGGAUGUGGAAACAGCCUGCAAGUAUCUGAGGACCAACUACAGCAACAAUGGAGUGGAUCGCAAAGGCGAGGGGGAGCGGUCUCCUGGUUUCCUGUCGUCUGUCGUUGACGGCAGAGCGGGGCGUGAUAUGGACGUGCGGACGCAGGAGAACCCCAGUCUGCCCAUGUCGGACACCCAGACUCUGCUCAAGCUACUGCUGGACUCCCUAACUGGUGCAGUGAACCCGGGCUCGAUUGCCCCCGGAGGCCCAGACCAGCCACCCGAGGAACUUGCUGGGAUCACGGGGCUGGAGCCACACGAGGUGCCUCCCUACGACAACAUGAGCAGACACAGCCUGUCCGGGAAGUGCGAUGUCAACCUGCGCCUGCAGCCUGGGGGUGAGAGUCCCGGCGAAGACGUCCAGAACAACUUCGCUGAGAUGGGGGGUAGCAUGAGCAGUCUGGAGGAGUUCAGCCCAUGUUCCAGCACCCAGCUGGAGCAGACACAACACUGGGAAACGGAGCCGGCUACUGAGGGCCAGAUGACAUGGAAACUCAUUCCCAUCACAGGAAUUAAGUCUCACACGGAGAGCCUGUCAUACCGCUUCAGUCAAGAUGACAAUCCCCAUGACCCCCGAUUCCUGCACAGGCCAAGGGAGGACCACGGUUCACCCCCAAAAAUGGCCCACGCCACCCCCCCUGCACCUCCUUUGGAAGAAAGCCAUGUUGAGUUUGAGGAAGAGAAAAACUGGGAAUCAGGUUCACCCGGUUUGUCCAAGCAGCACUCUCUGCCCAGGGAUGUGGAUAGCAUUCUCAGUGAAGAGCUCACUGGGUUCUCCACGGAAGUACAGGAUCUUCUGAGGCGGGAGAAUAUCUAUUACAGCUCCCGGCCGGCUGUUUCGAUCCCAGACCAGCUGUUGGGGUUUUCAAACUAUAUCUGUUCCUACACGUCACCGGUUCCCGUCCAAAGCUACGUGAGCACAUUGCGUGAGAAGAUGAGCGACUUGAUCGACUCUAAAACAGAUCAUGUUGGUCUUCCUCCUGCAUCUCCUACAAGACCGUUGAAGUUGUCACCUCAGCACCAUCCUCCUGAAAGUCUACCUCGACCCGGUGCAGUAAAGGAGAGGCAAUUAUCGCCUCUGGAUGCACAAGAAUGUUUCCGGAGGACUGAUCUGGAUAUAGCAGCCAUGCACGGAGACCCUUCCUCUGGAACUGCAACUGAGGAGCGAGAGACACUGACGGUGGACAGUAAAGACCAGGUGCCGCUGCUGGGUGAUGCUUCCUCCACUGAAGACCCCGCUGAAAGUGCAGUUCUGGGUCCAGCACCGUCGUCCAUUAACAACCUGAUAAGCCAGCUGAAACCGGAAGUGUUCAGCAGCUUGGUCAAAAUCAUCAAGGACGUGCAAAAGAAUACUGUGAAGUUCUAUAUCCACUCGGAGGGAGAAAGCGAGAUCUGCACUGAAAUAAAGGAGUACUUGAUGAGAUUAGGGAACUCGGAGUGUGAGCCGCAGAAAUUCCUGGAGAGCCAGAACAAUUUAGACAAGCUGUUGAUCAUCAUUCAGAACGAGGACAUUGCUACUCAUGUGCACAAGAUUCCUGCCCUGGUGUCUUUGAAGAAGCUGCAGUCCGUGAGUUUUGCAGGGGUGGACAGCCUGGACGAUGUGAAGAACCACACGUACAAUGAGCUGUUUGUGUCGGGGGGCUUCGUCGUGUCGGACGAGUUCGUUCUGAACCCGGACUUUAUCACUUACGAGAGGCUGGAGUGUUUCCUCAAAUUCCUGGAAGAGCAGAGCACUUCUGAAAGCAGCUGGCAAUGGAAGGUUCACUGCAAAACGCAGAAGAAACUGAAGGAGCUGGGCAGAUUGAAGCCUGAUGCCCUGAGCCUGCUCAACCUUCUAACAGCAUAUCAGAAGAAGCACCUUGUGGAGUUCUUGCCUUAUCAUGAAUGUGACUCCCCAUCCCGCCACGCCCCCGACUUGGACUGCCUGAUCAAACUGCAGGCCCACAACACGCAGCAUCGGCACAUCAUCUUCCUGACAGAGAGGAGGUUUGAGAUGUUUCCCCAUUACUCCAGCAACGGCAUAAUGAUUGCCAGCAUCGACGACUUCAUGACCAGUUUCCACAGCCUCAUCGGGUUCAGCUGCAGCGAGGAGAAGCAGCUGGCCCCAGAAGGCAGUUCUCAGGCACCCGGCAAAGUGGCGGCACCGUUGAAGGACACGUGUGUGCAGGAGGACGACAUGUCCCUGGACUCGGGCGACAACUCUCCCGUCAUCGAAGAGCCCCUGCAGCCCCGCCCGAAAGAUGGCCUGGAUAAGCGGCUCAGUGAGGUGGACCUCCCGCCCCUCCCCAAGAGCGAGGUGUUCCGGCCUCCCCUUCCGGAGCCGCCCGCCCUGCGGGAGUCCCCCUUCCCGCCCAAGACUCCGCAACAGCUGGACUUCGAGGUCUUGAAGUCGGCCAUCUCGCUCUUCAGGAGCUCGGGCCAGAAGAACCGGUGGCCGGAGGAGAAGCCGGCGGCGGACGUUGAACUGGAUGGGGACUCGUCGGCGUCAGGCGGGUGCGGCAGCUUCAGCGUGAACACCCAUCAGAGCUUUCUCAGCGCGGCCAUGCAGUCCGGGUUCUCGACUUCCCCCGCGUUCCCGGAGUCCCCAACCACUCGGGAGCUGGAGAACAAGACCACCUCCUCCGCUCUUCCUGUGAGCCCUCCCGGUGCUCCCCCAAGAAGUGCCAUCAGCCAGGCUGUGUGGCUUGUGCAAACACCCACCCUUGGUGCUCCUGUAACUCAGGCUAGUCAACCCCCUGCAGCACACAGAGACAGCAAGUCACCAUGUGGAAUCCCGGACAGGGGUAGCAUUCAUUCCAAUUUAGUGCCCCUCGGUAAUCCUGCUGGUGAGACCUCUGAACAUAAGGGAAGUGUUCAUGCUUUCUCCCCCUGGGCUGCUUAUUCUGCCUCCCAGACUGUGAACAGCAUGGGAGAUGCUUCACAGAUCUUGGAUACCUGCAGUCAGGCCCAUUCAAGCAGUGCAAACAGUGCCUCUGGGACUCCAAACAGUCAGAAUGAUGGAGGGUGCACCACUACAGCAAGCGAUCAAGGACAUGCAGUCAGCCCCGUCAGUGGAACCAGUGCAUCCGGGACGCCAAACAGUCAGGGAGGGGGUACUCCCAGUUCUGCUAGCUUCAGUAAUAAGGGAGAUGGGAAGACGUCCACUCCUGGCAGUGAGACCCCAAACAGCCAGGGCAGCCUCACUCCGGGACCUGCUGGGGAUCAGCUGAAAGGAAAGGCUACAAUCCCCAGUGGGACCGUACCUAGCAGGGCGGGCAGUAGUAAGGGUAGUGGCCCUGUUCCACCACAGGGGGGCGCAGAUUCCAGGGACCAAGCAAGAUCCAGCAGUCCCACUUCUGGGAUGUCGGACAGCCAAAAGAGGGGAAGCCGGGGGGGGUUCCGUGGGAGAGGGAACCCUAGCAAAGGUCACAGAGGCAGGGGCGCCCCCAAAUGGCAGCAGGGCACCCCUUACGGCUGGGGCUAUCAAAAGAGAGGAGGACACUACUCGCACUUCACGGAGGACUUCUGCCCCUGGGUGGGCAAUCGGAACCACCAAGGGGACAGGUAUUACCCUCCAAGAGACAGUUACAGCUCGCACCGGUCAAACAACUGGUGAGCAGAAUGUAAAUAGAUUGUCAGAGCGCUUUAACGGAACCCAUUUUUUUCUACAGAUGCGGACAUCAACAGUCCAUGUGGUGUAGCUGGAUGCUAGGCUUGCCAAGGCAAAAUCCCCUUCAAAUUCAAACCACUAUAUUUUGUAUUUGCCAAGAUGAUUUUGCUGCCUUGACGUCCAGCGUUUUUUUUUAAAUUUGUUAUCGUUUGUUGUAUUUGUUCAGACUUUUUGAAUGGUUCCCAAACAAACAGGGGAUAUCGGAGUUAAACUUGCAAGUUCCCCCUCUCCUCCCCAAGACCCCUUAGGCCUCCCCCUUCCUAAAAUCCUGUAUUCAAAGGGCGAUGACAGCCACUGGUUUUAAUGUUCAAAAGAUCUGUUUUUUUUAUAUUUAGGUUGGUCAAAACUUGUGGAUGUUUCUAUUAAACCCGCUUGUAUGAAAACGGAGAGUUCUGACUCUGAUGACUUAAUUACAGUGAUAAUUAGGGGUGAUUCUGCGAAUCAUCUUUGUGAGCAAAACCUGUAGAAAUGGAGUACGUAACACAGGUGAAGGAAUUGGGGACAUGCCUAAAGGUCAGCAGGACGCUCAGGGUGUUAUUGCCAUAACCUCAGUUACAAUUAACAUUGGGUUUGGGUUGUAAUGUUCAUAUAUUCCAGUUAAUAUAGAGGCUUUCUGUUCAAAACCCCCAUGUCUGCUAAUAGUGCUGUGAAACAUUAACAGAGGUAAACAGUGAAUUAUUUUAACUUCAAUUUUUAAGCCAAAAGAGCUUAAAGGAGUAGAAUGCAACACGAAUUGUUCUUCCCAUGUAUAAAUUUCAAUUAAAAUGUCAAUGACUGAACAUGGAGCCAUGAGCUACCUGUACACUGCUGAAGCAAA
Messenger RNA from Lepisosteus oculatus (spotted gar), 6748 nucleotides. RefSeq names its product transcription activation suppressor a (gene tasora). The record is from RefSeq and is a predicted model, not a curated record. Gene Ontology annotation, cellular component: heterochromatin; nucleoplasm. Gene Ontology annotation, molecular function: chromatin binding. Gene Ontology annotation, biological process: protein localization to heterochromatin; negative regulation of gene expression, epigenetic. NCBI's taxonomy places the organism in Eukaryota, Metazoa, Chordata, Actinopteri, Semionotiformes, Lepisosteidae.